UACUCGCGUCUGGCGGCUUCGGCGUCGUCUCGCGCAUGACACGACGUUCUAAAAACGCGAGAUCUUACGUUUUUCCCCCUUUCCUCCACCCAUUUAAAGCUGGAUGAUUGCAAACGAGUGUGAAUGCGAGCAUCUGCUUCAUCGUGGUCCAUGAGAGUUUUAAUGCUGGGGAAUAUUCCCAUCUUCCCACAGCUGAAGAAGAAGCAAGCAGGAGGAAUUACUCCAGGAGAAACUACUGAUAUACUAUUGAUAAGAUGGAGUUUGAGGAAGAACCCUGCAGAAUUAAAGAUGAAGAUACAGAGGAACAAACAGAUUCAAUGGAAGUAACUGAAGACGAGCAACAUCGGUUUAAAAAAACUCACCAUUUCACAAAUGAAGAUGGAAAUAGUGUUUCACAGACUGAAAUGAACUUCACAUCAAAAAGUGCUCGCAAAUUUGCUGAAAAAGGUUCUAUCACCUGCACCAAGUGUGGAAGAAGUUUCAAUGAUAAAUCAAAUCUUAUGAGACACAUGAGAUUUCAUACUGGAGAAAAACCGUAUGCAUGCACUCAGUGUGGAAAGAGUUUCGUUCUGAAAGGAGGAUUGAAUCGGCACCUGCAAGUUCACACUGGAGAAAAACCAUUCACGUGCACUCAAUGUGGAAAAGGUUUCACAUCCAAAAGCAUUCUGAGGGAUCAUCUGCGCUCUCACGCUGGAGUGAGAUCAUUCAGCUGUGAUCAGUGUGAUAAAACAUUUAUUUUUGAAACUAACUUAAGAGAACACCUUAAAAUUCAUACUGGUGUGAAGCCUUACAUUUGCAGUUUUUGUGGAAAGAGGUUUUCAGUACUGAAAAGCUUACAAUAUCACCAGAGUAUUCAUACUGGAGUGAGACCUUAUAUGUGCUUUGAGUGUGGGAAGACCUUUAGUUCAUCGAGCAACUUAAAAACACACCAGAGGAUUCACACUGGAGAGAAACCUUACAAGUGCUCACACUGUGGAAAGAGCUUCUCUCAUUCACCGACCUUGAAAGAUCAUGAGAGAAUUCACACGGGAGAGAAGCCGUUCCAGUGCUCCUCAUGCGGGAAGAGUUUCGCCCGCUCCUCUAAUCUACUGACGCAUAAGAAAAAGCGUUGUUUGAGUGAGCAAAAGCAUUUGUGAAACAAUGGCAAGAUCAGUCCGUUAAUGUUCCUGUUAAUGGUGUCCUGUUCCUGUUAAUAACAACCUCUGUUAAUGUUCAUGAGCUGUUCAAUGGUGUUAGAAACUCUUGCACUGAAGGUGAAAACAAUUAAAUCAGUCCAGUUUUGGCUUGGGGUAGUUUAUGGUUGAAUGGGUUUAUUAAGAGCGAUGCCAUUUUAUUAUUUAUAUAGCCAAUAAUGUUUUGUGAUACACUGAUUUCUAUGAGAAAUAAAAAGAAAAGAAAACUUAAGUGUCUUAUUAAAUUAAUAAACUGACUUUUGUUUACAAGUGAUCAAAUGGUUUCGUUAAAUGACAGAUGUCGCAUUUUCAUGUUUUUUUGAAUUUGACUCUUGAUGGCACCAUUGUAUUGUCAAGCAUGGAUCACGAAACGUCUUUAAAUCUGCUGUUUUAUUACCUUGUGAGUACAUUUAUGGAAACUGUGAGAAGGCAUAAUUUAGGAAAUGAGAAGCUCCUAAAAUCCAAAAAUGCCAAAAUUUAAUUUCCUCAUUUUAAAUUUCAUGCUGCUCUCUUCUUAUGAUGAAUUUCUUCAUCAUAUUUUAUUCUACUCUAUUUUGUAUUUUUUUUAUUUGCAUUUCAUAAAGCUGUGACCAAUUAUUGGACUGCAUUUAUCUGUAUCUAGAAAUCUGUGUGACACCUGAAAAUGUUAAUUUUGCUCAUUUUGCAACAGACUGCCGAUAGCAAUAAUUUUUUUUUUUUUUUUUUUUUCAAAUAUUGUGUCAUCAAAAGGAUGCUGCUAGCAUCAUACUAUUUCACAUUUUAAUUUGAGACACACUAACAAAGAAAUGUUCUAGAGUCAGUUUUGUAAACAAAAUAAAACAUUAUUUUCAAA
Molecule: messenger RNA, 2004 nt
Organism: Onychostoma macrolepis
Lineage: Eukaryota; Metazoa; Chordata; Actinopteri; Cypriniformes; Cyprinidae
Product: gastrula zinc finger protein XlCGF7.1-like
Exons: 2
Coding region: 255-1136 (293 amino acids)
Source: RefSeq, a predicted model, not a curated record